CCGAUGCCGCUCUGGAUGUCCCGGUGAGAACUCCCAGAGAUGCCUAUUCUCUCCAGAGGCAGCGACCAAGACUAUAGUAACAUUAGCUACAACUCCUGCAAUUCCCUGAGCCACCUCCUUCCCAUCUGCGUGGAAACCCCUUCYGUCAAAGGGGUCCACUACCAGCGAGCCAGGAGGAUUUACCACCCUGAGCAAGCCUCUGCCGCCGACCUAAAGACAGAAAUCAUGAUCAACGUUGGGGGCAUCAAGUACCUGCUGCCCUGGAGCACUUUGGACGARUUUCCCCUGACCAGACUGAGCAAACUGAAGCUCUGCAGCAGCUACGAGGAGAUCAUUCAGCUGUGUGACGAUUACGAYGAAGACACCCAUGAGUUUUUCUUCGACCGGAACCCCAACGCUUUCGGGAUGAUUGUCAGCUUCCUGGCAGCGGGGAAGCUGAUGCUCUUAAGGGAUAUGUGUGCCUUGUCUUUCCAGGAGGAGCUGAGGUACUGGGGCAUUGAGGAAUCCAACCUGGAGAACUGCUGCUUUCGGAAGCUGUUCCAAAAACUGCAGGAGCUGGCCGAGAUACGCAAAGAAGAGGAGCUCCGGAGGAGCAAGGAAGCCUCGUGUGUUUUGGAUGAGAAAACCAGGUUUGGACAGUUCAUGAACAGGCUCAGAGAYAUGGUGGAAAAUCCCCAGUCGGGACUGCCGGGCAAAGUCUUUGCUUGCCUCUCCAUCCUCUUCGUGGCCACCACAGCUAUAAGCCUUUGUGUGAGCACAAUGCCAGACUUGAGAGCUGARGAAGACAGGGGCGAGUGCUCCCAGAAGUGCUAUUACAUCUUUGUCAUCGAGACCAUCUGCGUGGCUUGGUUCUCWCUGGAGUUCUGCCUCCGCUUCAUCCAGGCCAGGAGCAAGUGCCAGUUCUUCAAAGGCCCCCUGAACAUCAUCGACAUCUUGGCCAUCUCUCCUUACUACGCCUCGCUCAUUUUCUCCGAGGAUGAGCCCGGUGAGGAGGAGGAGAGGCUGGGGGGCGGCACGUACCUGGAGAAGGUKGGGCUGGUGCUGCGGGUGCUGCGUGCCUUGAGGAUCCUCUACGUGAUGCGGCUGGCGCGGCACUCGCUGGGGCUGCAGACUCUGGGGCUCACCGUGCGCAAGUGCACCCGUGAAUUCGGCCUGCUGCUGCUCUUCUUGUGUGUGGCCGUCACCCUUUUCUCUCCGCUGGUUUAUCUGGCUGAGAAUGAAUCCGGCAGGGUGCUGGAGUUCACCAGCAUCCCCGCCUCGUACUGGUGGGCCAUCAUCUCCAUGACCACCGUGGGGUACGGGGACAUGGUGCCGCGCAGCGUGCCGGGGCAGAUGGUGGCUCUGAGCAGCAUCCUCAGCGGGAUCCUCAUCAUGUCCUUCCCCGCCACCUCCAUCUUCCACACCUUCUCGCACUCCUACUCGGAGCUGCGCAAGGARCACGAGCGGCUGCAGGCGCGGCUGAGCCGGGCUAAAAGCGCCAAUCGCUCCGGGGACAGCGACGCCUUCAACGAGAGCGACAGCCUGGGCCUGGAUGGGCAGGGGUCCCCCAUAAAAUACAUCUACACUGGGAACUGAGCCCUGGGGGCACUCCCGAAAUCGGGGAGGGAGGGAUAAAUGGGCACCUGGACAUCAGCAGAACACACAAAGCAAAAAUGCACACCUGGACAUGAGCAGAACGAACCCACAAAGAAAAAAUGUGCAUCUGGACGUCAGCAGAACAC
Molecule: messenger RNA, 1721 nt
Organism: Malurus melanocephalus (red-backed fairy wren)
Lineage: Eukaryota; Metazoa; Chordata; Aves; Passeriformes; Maluridae
Gene: KCNG4
Product: potassium voltage-gated channel modifier subfamily G member 4
Exons: 2
Coding region: 40-1575 (511 amino acids)
Biological process (GO): potassium ion transmembrane transport; protein homooligomerization
Cellular component (GO): membrane; voltage-gated potassium channel complex
Molecular function (GO): delayed rectifier potassium channel activity
Source: RefSeq, a predicted model, not a curated record